AUGGCUAAAAGAGGAUUGUUUAAUAGUAUCGAUGGUUGGGUUUUCAUGUUAUCAACUAGUGAUGAUGAAUAUAUAAACCAAGAGGAAAAUAAACAAGGUACUGAGAAUUUUGGUGAAGAGAGAAAUGGUGUUCAGGGUGGGAAUGAUGAUCAAGUGGUAAUGGAUACGAGUGGUGUUGGUGAAGACUCCGCUAGCAGGAAAAGGAAGUUGGAGUGCUACUGUGGCAUGCUGGAUUGGGUCACUAAGGUUGCAAAGGAUCCUUGUGACCUUACAAUUGGGGAUAAGUGGAAGUCCUAUGGUUGCGAUCAGCUUUUGGAGCAGGUUCUCUUGAUUCGUGAUGCAAUGCUUAUAAGAAGAAAUGCUGAUUCUGGCAAUCGACAAACAAUUUCGCAGAAAAAGCAAAAGAUGCAUCCAAGCUUGUACAAUGAUCGAAAAGGUUCUGAAAGAUUGAGAUGCAGUGAGAGGCUUCUAUCUGCAAAAGAUUCUCCUAAAAAUUCGCGCGAUCAUAUCAAUGUGAAAUCACCAUCCUCAGGUUCUCAUAGUGAUGAGGAUUGUGCUGGUGAACAGUCUAAUUCACCGGCAGACUCUGUUGGUUUUGCUGGAAACUUCCAUCGCAAGAAGAAAAUUCCUCUAGGUCCACUUUUUCAAGCAGACGUUCCAGACUUUUGUGGAAAGGCUUACGAAAUUGACUGUAAAUGGUUGGGUACACGAACUUGGCCACUGGAAAAACAAGAACAAAACAAAAAUUUGAUUGAAAGGGAUCCUAUUGGAAGAGGAAGACGAGAAUCAUGUAGCUGCCAGUUCCCAGGCUCUCUUGAAUGUGUCGAGUUCCAUGUUGCUGAGAAAAGGAUGAAGGUGAGUCUUGAGUUGGGCUCCGCUUUUUAUAAUUGGAAAUUUAAUAGGAUGGGUGAGCAAGUUGCACUCUCUUGGACAAAAGAAGACGGAAACAAAUUUCAGGAUAUAGUGAAGUCGAACUGUUCAUCUUCAGAAAAAUAUUUUUGGGACGAACUUUUCAAGCUUUUUCCUAGAAAAGACAGAGAAGCAUUGGUGAACUACUACUACAAUGUUUUUCUUCUCCGGCGCAGAGGUUAUCAAAAUAGGAAAGAUGCUAAUAACAUUGACAGUGACGAUGAGGAAUCAGAAUUUGGACCGGUGGGUAAUAGAUUUGGACGAAAGGCUGCUAAUUCUCCAGGCUCCAUUUUUUGUACCCCAAAGAAAUCUUACUCGAAUAUCAGAUAG
Molecule: messenger RNA, 1239 nt
Organism: Fraxinus pennsylvanica
Lineage: Eukaryota; Viridiplantae; Streptophyta; Magnoliopsida; Lamiales; Oleaceae
Source: the annotation of a GenBank genome assembly